AAGCCAAGUUUGAUGAUGUUGAUUUCCAUACUGCUCCAUAACUGUCACUAGACAGUUUCUUUCUUUCUUUCGCGGUCUCUUUUUUUUUAGAUAAUAUCUUCUGAUGUUAUCGCUUCAUAUUUUUCCAUAGCUUUGGUACCAUUAUGAACUGUCUCGCCAUGCUGCUGAAGCCCUGCUCAUGUCUAAUGGUGUCGAUGGGAGUUUUCUGCUGAGAAACAGCAAUAAGGGACCUGAAUGCUUUGCCCUUUCUGUAAGGGCAAAGGACUCAGUGAAGCACUUCCAUGUGCGCCGGCAGUUUGGCAGGUAUUCUUUUGGCUUCAAUGAGUUUGCCACCCUUCAGGACUUCACCAGUCACCUGGCCAAUCAGCCACUACUGGGGAGCGAGACAGGUAAUCUGAUAGUGUUGAGGUUCCCGUAUCCACGCCAGGUGGAGGAACCUUCUAUCUACGAGUCUGUGUGUGUUCACACGGCCAUGCAGACCGGACGCCAUGAAAGCGACCUUGUCCCCAGCGCUCCAUCACUUGGUACAAAGGAGGGCUAUCUGGUAAAACAAGGAGCUAUUGUAAAGAAUUGGAAACAGAGGUGGUUCACAUUGAACCGUAAUGAGCUGAAAUACUUCAAAGACAAAAUGUUUGAGGACCCCAUUCGGACGCUGGAUCUGACCGCAUGCUCAGCUGUUCAGUUUGAUUACAGUCAGGAUAGAGUUAACUGUUUUUGUUUAGUCUUUCCUGAGAGGACGUUUUAUCUGUGUGCUAAAUCUGGCGUGGAAGCUGACGAAUGGAUAAAGAUACUACGCUGGAAACUGUCCCAGAUAAGAAAAGGCAGAUGAUGGUCAUCGUGGAAAAAGACAAGAAGGCGGGACUGAGAGUGUGAGCUGUGUGCACAAUUAAGAAUGAUAUAAGAUGAUGAUCUAAGUGAGAAUCAGAGGUCAGUAGAUAGUCAUGGAGUAGGAUAGGUCCUAUGUCCAGCACAAUCAGAUAUCAAGUGUGGAGUAAAGGAAGUUGUGUACAGUGUACACAUCUCCGUGGAGACGAUGUGUCAUGCUGACACUGAACUGUGGCUUACAACAUAGCGGUGUCAUGACCUUCUCUUACACUGACCAUCUUGAAAGAGAGUGCAAAAAAUAAUAAUAUGUGGGCCUGAUGACAUUUCAAAAUAGGGUUUUUGUAGAUACACCCGUCACUAUGACUAAUUAAGUAGUCAACUUUCCUCUGAGGAACCAGAGCAUUGGUAAUGAUAAGCUGCACUGGUAUGUGCAGUAUUGCACUACAGGCUGUGGACCAAAUAACAGAAACUAUUCUAUUUUUCUGUCUCUGAUUACAAUGCAAAUUCUUAAAUAACAACAGAAUUCACAAUAACAAAGCAAUACAAGGCCAGUUACUCCCCAUAUUCCACGUGAAUCCAUCACAAACAGGUUGCCAGUGAUGGACAGACACCCUGUUUCUCCCCAAACAACACCAACAUUUACAAACAUGUUAAUAUCAGAAGAAUCCCAAUAGAUGACUACAAGCUAAUGCUAGACAAUUAAUCAAAAAUUUAAAAUGAAUCACAACUGAAAGGCUUUUUUCUUUCUUAGAACAGAUCAGAUUAGGCUUUCUUACGCAAAUUAAUUAUGUGACAAAACUGACUUUUUAUUUAUGCAGAAGUUUAUGCUCUCUUUCUCUCUCACACACUUGCGUGGUCACACACACACACACACACACACACACACACACACGAUGGCACAUUUCCUCUUUUCAAGUUGUUGAGUGUAGAAUAUGGAGCUUUGCAUUUUUUUUCUCCUUUAAAACUCUCAGUUAAACUAGUAACUCAGCAUAUUACAAUAUUCUAGUUUAAAAGCUUCAAAACUACCCUGAGAUUUUGAAUAAUUUUUAUUUUUUUAUCUACAAUUCUAUUGUUUCAUUUGAUUAUUAUUAUUUAUCUGUAUAUCUGUACCUUUCACACUCUGUGUACAUGUUGCUAAUAUGUGCUAAUACUAUUGUAUGUUUAAUCAUGCAAUUUAGCAUCAUCCUAUCUGCAACAUGAAGGACAACUUAAUUGAGCAGUUUAAACAGAUUAUUAUAAACAAGCUCAAGUGCUCAGACCACAUUCCAAUUUUCUUCCAGUUAAGGCGAUGUCAAUACAAUACUUCUGAGAAACUGACAUGAACAUUGUUGAACCUGUGCCAAAUUUUUUUUUUACUUCCUUUAUUUAUUUAACAACAUUAGAGAGGGAGGUCACAUAAUACCGUUUUCCACUUUUAAAACUAGAGGAUGUUUUGUCUCAUAUAUUCAUUUGACAAAUGUCUUUAUUGUAGUUUAUUGUAUAUUCUAUUAUAAAUGUAUUGCAGUACCCUGGUUUGUAUAAACUGAACCUGAAACCCCAUUGACAUCUGAUCAUUUCAUAUAAAUGCAAAUUACCCUUGGGAGUAAAUUGUGUUUCCAAUUAGUCAGACUGAAAUCUGACUGCUGGGACAGAUUAUGCAAAUCCACUCACUGUGUGGAAAGUAUUAGUGGAGAUUUUGUUGUACUGGGUUGGGUCUUAGUUGUUAAGUGCAUCUUUAAGAGACAGAAAUGUUUAUACUGCUAUAAUGUGACUUAAAUGCACCUCAAAGCUCCUGAAAUAUGUUGAAAUGAUUGCAUGUACAGUUUUGUUUAUUUUAUUUUAUUUUAUUUUUUUUUACACAUUUUAUUCAUGUACUCCUGAUACUCAAGACACAUGAAGUGACUGCAUAUACAGGGGUUGGACAAUGAAACUGAAACACCUGACAUUUUAGUGUGGGAGGUUUCAUGGCUAAAUUGGAGCAGCCUGGUGGCCAAUCUUCAUUAAUUGCACAUUGCACCAGUAAGAGCAGAGUGUAAAGGUUCAAUUAGCAGGGUAAGAGCACAGUGUUGCUCAAAAUAUUACAAUGCACACAACAUUAUGGGUGACAUACCAGAAUUCAAAAGAGGACAAAUUGUUGGUGUACAUCUUCCUGCCACAUCUGUGAUCAAGACAGCAAGUCUUUGUGAUGCAUCAAGAGCCACGGUAUCCAGGGUAAUGUCAGCAUACCACCAAGAAGGACCAACCACAUCCAACAGGAUUAACUGUGGACGCAGGAGGAAGCUGUCUGAAAAGGAUGUUCGGGUGCUAACCCGGAUUGUAUAUAAAAAACAUAAAAACACGGCUGCCCAAAUCACGACAGAAUUUAAUGUGCAGCUCAACUCUCUUGUUUCCACCAGAACUGCCUGUCGGGACAAUAAAUUAUUGUGGUCUAAAACCAGGUGUUUCAGUUUCAUUGUCCAACUCCUGUAAAUCUAUAGUGUACAUCGUAUGAUGUUAAAAAAAGAGGGGGGGGAAAACAAUGCAAAAAUGUUCUUGUGUAAAAAUGUAAAUAUUCAAUAAAAAGAGAAGAUAUUUUUGUACACCAAA
Astyanax mexicanus (Mexican tetra) is the source of this 3390-nucleotide messenger RNA. RefSeq names its product dual adaptor of phosphotyrosine and 3-phosphoinositides (gene dapp1). NCBI's taxonomy places the organism in Eukaryota, Metazoa, Chordata, Actinopteri, Characiformes, Acestrorhamphidae. Bases 179 to 829 code for a protein of 216 amino acids. The transcript is spliced from 9 exons. The record is from RefSeq and is a predicted model, not a curated record.